Molecule: messenger RNA, 252 nt
Organism: Parnassius apollo (apollo)
Lineage: Eukaryota; Metazoa; Arthropoda; Insecta; Lepidoptera; Papilionidae
Source: the annotation of a GenBank genome assembly
UUGAAAAUAGCAUCAAAGGCUGAAUUAGCUUGUGUUUACUCCGCUCUCAUCUUGGUUGAUGAUGAUGUCGCCGUUACUGGUGAAAAGAUCUCCACUAUUCUUAAAGCCACUGCCGUUGAUAUAGAGCCGUAUUGGCCAGGCUUAUUCGCAAAGGCUUUGGAAGGUAUAAAUGUGCGUGACCUCAUCACAAACAUCGGAUCUGUAGUUGGAGCUGCCCCUGCGGAUGAUAUGGGCUUCGGUCUCUUUGACUAA